Molecule: messenger RNA, 435 nt
Organism: Symbiodinium necroappetens
Lineage: Eukaryota; Dinophyceae; Suessiales; Symbiodiniaceae
Source: the annotation of a GenBank genome assembly
GAGACUUAUUUCGGACUCAAAGAGGAGGCCAAGACCAAGAAGGUCCCGGGCACCAUCCUCACCACAGAGGACAGUUCAUCCCCCUUCUCGUCCUUUGGCGUGCACAAGGUCUUUCCUGAUGGCUCCAUGGUUGUGAAGCUGUUUUCGCGACGCGACCUGCACGACUCAGACAUCCAGCCUUUGUUUCCCAGAGUCUUCGCGACCUUCAAAUACGUCUGGGCAGCCUAUCCCAAGCUCCAGCCGCUGGCCCGUGAGAACUGGGCGAGUUUCAGGCUGGAUGGCCACGCUCUCUUCUACACGUCCGGCCUGGAGACGGGGGCCUCUGCCAUGGAGGUGGCCGCCAUAGCCGGGCGCAAUGGUGCCUUGCUGAUGCGGGAGGCCUUACAGAGACAGGAGCAGCGAGGCAGCCCUCCGAGCGCCAGCGUUUCGGUGUGA